AUGAAGCUUGAUUUCCCUUGGAUCAAAGACCCAUACUUAUUCGACGAUUUCGUGGCUUCUUGCAACGGUUUGCUUCUAGUUAGAGUGGAUAAACGCCACGACUACCCCAUGCAUUCGUUGAAUCCGUCAACUAGAGAGUCCAAGAAAUUACCAGAUUACGAUUUUGGGGUCGAUCCAUAUUUCAGGCUCUGCAUGCAUGGACUUGGAUACGAUUCGUCUAUGGAUGAUUACAAGGUUGUAGCAGUUUCCUACUAUGCCCAACAUCUUCUUCGUGAAGAUCGGGAAUCUGAUUGUAAAGAUACAUUUGUAGUCGUCUAUUCACUCAAAAAUAGUUCUUGGGGGAGGAAAUGGAUCCAAGACUUCCCUUAUGAUAAUUCUUUUAUCGUGCCUGGCUCAGGUGUUUUUGUAAAUGGGUCUGUACAUUGGUUGACGUAUAGGUCUUUGGUUCAUUUACCUGUGAUUGUUGCUUUUGAUGUGGCAGACGAGAAAUUCCGGGAUGUUUUGCUGCCUACCUCACAUGAACCAGGGAGUUUGGGGCUUCUUGGAGGGUGUCUCUUCUGCUGUAAUGAAAAUGAUGAUCUUUGGGUGAUGAAAGAGUGUGGGGAUAGUGAGUCAUGGACCAAAUUUACAAUCGAUAUACCUAAAAAUAUGUACAGUUUGGAAUCCUUAUGUGUACUGCUGGAUAACGAACUUCUGUUGAAGUGGUAUAAAGAUGAGAAAAUGGAUGAAGAUAUAUUUGUUAUAUACAAUGAUAAAGAACAAAGAUUGAGGUAUAUAAUGGUGGAUGGCAUUCCAUUGAAGAGCACUGACUCAUUCCGUUACCAACAGUCAGCGGUGACCUAUGUGGAGAGCAUUGUCUCACCCUAUUUCCACUGUGGGAUAGAUAGAAAAAAGUAG
Messenger RNA from Cornus florida, 897 nucleotides. RefSeq names its product F-box/kelch-repeat protein At3g06240-like. The transcript has a single exon. The coding region runs from base 1 to 897 and encodes 298 amino acids. Lineage: Eukaryota; Viridiplantae; Streptophyta; Magnoliopsida; Cornales; Cornaceae. The record is from RefSeq and is a predicted model, not a curated record.